Molecule: messenger RNA, 1044 nt
Organism: Camponotus floridanus (Florida carpenter ant)
Lineage: Eukaryota; Metazoa; Arthropoda; Insecta; Hymenoptera; Formicidae
Product: rRNA-processing protein UTP23 homolog
Exons: 3
Coding region: 128-889 (253 amino acids)
Cellular component (GO): nucleolus; small-subunit processome
Molecular function (GO): small ribosomal subunit rRNA binding
Source: RefSeq, a predicted model, not a curated record
UUCAUUAAUGGCUGCUUUGUCCCAUUUCUCUUGAGGAUUCCUGAUUUUCUCUGUGGAAUAAGAGAGAUAGAAUGUAUACAUUGUUUUUGUAUAAUUUUUGAAAAGAAAGUUUAAUUAUAAUUUGAAAAUGACUUCACGAAAUAAAAAAGCUAGAAAAAAUCUUGGAUUUUAUGUAAAUAAUUAUAAAUUUCAUCAACCAUUUCAAAUUCUUAUUGAUGGUACCUUUGCAUUCGCAGCAUUACAGAACAAAUUCAACAUACAGGAGCAACUUAAAAAAUACUUUCAAUCUGAAUUAAAAUUGUUAACAACAUCAUGUAUUAUUUCUGAGACUGAAAAACUUGGUAUAUUUUCUACAUCAAUUAAUGGUACUACACAAAUAGUAAAACAAUAUGCUAUACACAAGUGUGGACAUGAGAAAAAACCAAUAAGUGGUUCAAAAUGUUUACGAUCUAUGAUAGGAAAAGAUAAUAGUUCAAGAUACAUUAUUGCAACGCAAGAUCGUGAGCUUCAAGAUAGGUUAAGGUUAAUUCCAGGAGUUCCUUUAAUUUAUUUACAUGGAAAGACACCUACAUUAGAAUCUCCUUCAGAAGCAAGUCGUAAACGUGCAGAAGUUAUGCAAAAAGAUUUGGGUAUGACUACAUGGCAAAAAGAAAAUAUAAAGGUAUUAGAAAAGCAAGCAGGAAUAAUGCAAGAAAAAGAUAAGUUGAAGAAAAAGAAGAAAAAAGGAGGACCAAAUCCACUUAGUUGCUUGAAAAAAAAGAAAAAACCAGAAACAAUAUUGAGCAAAAAUGGUAUAAAAUCUGGGAAAGUCAGAAAAAGAAAGAUUAAAAUUGCACCACAUAUUAAAGAGGCUUUAGUAAUAGAAUUGAAGAAUAAAUGUGAGACAUAGAACUUUGUUAAAUUCACAAAAAUUUUGAACAAUCCACGAAUAUGAUAUAUAAAAAAUAAAAAUGAUUGAAAUGUGAUAAUUGAAAAGAAAAAAAAUAGUACCUUCUUGUAUAUAAGAUACAAUACUUGUGUAUGGAUUUAUUAAAAAAGAAUAAA